AGAUGUGCAAGAAAUUGCUUUCAGUGUCCCAUCUGUCAAAACACAUUAUCAGUUGUAGCAGCUCAGGAACCAACCCAGAUGUCUGCCACAGGACCUGCUCCAGGACCUUAUUUCUUGGCCUGUAAUGUAUGUCGCUGGAAUUCUCAAGAGAUAGACAUGACAUUUGAGAAACCUACCAGUUUAGCAUUGCAGUUGCAAAAGAAUGAAGAAGCGUUGCCUGAUGCUAAAGAAUUCGAUCACCUCAAGGAACAUUUUGAAAAGCAUUUGCGAGUCAAUUCUCCACCUUCUUUGCCAACUAGUUUCUUGUCCUUUUCGAGCUCUGCUGCCUUUAGUAAAUACAUGGGAAGCCAGUUUCAUCAUGAUUCACAAGCACAACAAGAAAAAGUAGAUGAUAUUGAUAAUUAUCAACCCAGUGUACAAAUCAUGGACGAUGAUAUCAAAGUGUUAGAAAACAUGACAACUCUUCGUCAUAUCGAUGGAAUCUCUACCUUACCACAAAGAUUUACUCAGCUACAUGAUCAACCUUAUGAACUAGAAAAAAUACAUCCUCAGCGUAUUCAUUUAGCGAUCAAACGAUCCAAGCGUUGUCGUAACUGUCGUCAUAUCCUCAUUAAGCCUGAACAAAAAGCACAAGCAACUCGAUUCAAGAUCAAAUUAGUUGCCAUGAAUUACAUACCCACUAUUACAAUCCUCAAAUUGCCUAGAAAGCAAUGGCCACUUCAAGUCAACAUAGCCACUCAACUUGUCCUUAAAUUCACAAAUCCCUUGUAUGAAGAAAUGAACAUCACAUUAGCUACUCCUCAGGCAACAGAAGACAUCAAAGGCAAAGUGACUAUCUUGUCUCCUCAUUUCACAGUAGGUGCCUAUAAUGAAACUAUUGAAUAUGAUGAUGAAAUGUAUCCUGUGGGCAGUCGAAGAAGCAAUCCAAAUCAUGCUGCUACUUUUGCUGAUGGUGUCUAUGAAAAACGUAAUAACUACACUAGUAUUCUAGUUGAAGUUGUACCUGAACAAACAGGUGAAUUUAAGUUCCCUUUGCUUGUGACCUAUAACUAUAAAUCAGAUGAAGACAGAAUGGACGUGUCUUCAGGUGAUAUUGAUGCUGAAGAUAUUGAUGAUAUGGUUGUAGAUGAAAAUAUGGACAAGAAAUCUGUUCGUUAUGAUGAUGACAAGAUCAAAAGCUAUUCUUUUUGGUGCUUGAUUGGUCUUGGAUCAGUUAUUUAAUCACUGUGUUUAUUUUAUCCAAGCAAGAGUUCAUAUAUAAUCACAAGAAUAUUGAUGGCUAUCAAAGGGAUUCGCAUAAGUGUUCUCACAGCAGAUAUCAAGUUGAUCAUUUUGUAUUUAAUAGACUGUCCUUGUUCAUUACCAAAACCUGCAUCAGGUUGUGCAGUCCAACCGAUUCUAGCCAAGAAUCGUUCUUCACUCAAGACAGCAAUAGCAUUAAUAAAACAAAGCAACACAUAAAAUAGUUGACCAAGUCCAAGUGUCAACAUGAUGAAGAUAAAAAGUACAAAAGGUAAAUUAUUCGCGUAUUUUCGAAAAAAAUAAAAUAAAAAAUUAUCAGGGCCUAGGGAAACAGUUUCAUGCAAUACGAAUUAG
This is a messenger RNA of Gilbertella persicaria, 1596 nucleotides long. RefSeq names its product dynactin p62 family-domain-containing protein. Lineage: Eukaryota; Fungi; Mucoromycota; Mucoromycetes; Mucorales; Choanephoraceae. Bases 79 to 1221 code for a protein of 380 amino acids. The transcript is spliced from 8 exons. Gene Ontology annotation, cellular component: dynactin complex. The record is from RefSeq and is a predicted model, not a curated record.